CAGGUAAAGUUCUUAAAGUAUCUGAAGCCUCCUUAUUCUUCAGUGAGUCAGCUCUGUUGAUCUCGGUUCCAUUUUCCCGUCAUUCAGUGAAGAAUCGAAAGUGAAAGCAGCCUGCAGUCUGCGGAGCUCCGCCGCUUCUUACUUCAGUCUGUCGGUGUGUUUUGUACCGGACGGCAGGAUGGCUGACACCGGGUGUCCGCCGCUGAUCGUGGAGGGGGACUGGAGUCCGGCUCAGAACAAAACCAUGAAGAACAAACUGCAGCUGUACUUCCAGAGCAAGAAGAAGUCCGGCGGAGGAGACUGCCGCGUGGAGGCGGAGGACGGAGCUCCGAGGGCUGAAGUGUACUUCAUAUCAGAGGAGGUGAGAGAGCAAGUCCUCGCCAGGACAAACCACGAGAUCGUCCUGGAGAACCAAACUGUCAAGUUACGUCUGAUCUCUGCGUCGAGCCUGAAGGACAGCGACGACGCCUCAGAUUCAAAGACGAAGUCAGAAGUUGAACCUGGAGGUGGAGCUUCAGCAGAGAGCAAAGAGGAGAAAGAUACCAAGUCCGUUCAGAGCGUCGCUGUGGUGUUGGAAAACGUGGACAGCAUGUCCAGAGAUCUGCUGUCCAUGCUGGUGGAGAACAUCUCAGGUUUGGAGGACAGCGCCUACAGCCUGGAGAUCAUCUGGGAGACCAACAGAGCCGUGAUCACCUUUAACAGCCCUGCAGAUGUGGAGAAGUUCCUCACUGUGAGUCAGUCCAGCCAGAAGCUGCAGAAAUACGGACUGACCGCUCGGCCGCUGGAGGCUGCAAAGAGCGUCCGACUGGAGAGUCUUCCUCCGACUGUGACCAAAGAUGUGUUGGAGCUGUAUUCUGAGAAGAGCUGGUCUCUGCCAGUCAAUAUCAUCAUGAUCCCGAGUGAACAGGCUGCCAUUGUCGCUUUCAGUGACCCUAAAGUUGUACAAAGCAUUUGCACAAAAGACAACUAUGUGAUUUGCUCCACUACUGUCAAGGUGUAUCCAUACUACGAGUCCCUGGGCACCGCCUUGUACGGCAAAGAACGACCUACAUGGAAGAUGCCAGAGCCCUUCACAGAGAGGGUUCAUCCUGCUGUCUGGAAAUUCCUCAAGAUGAAGAAACAAUUAAAAAUCAUCAACGAUCAGAUGAGUCUGCACUUCUGCAGUGUGGACUUGGAUAACCCUGAGGUGAAACUCAGCCCUCUGCCGAGCUUUUUGAGGCAGAAAGGUCUGACUGCCAAACAUGUAGAUAUGUGGAUGAGUACCGCCCAAGAGGCCUUCCGUCAGCAAAUGUCUCAGUACACUGCCUUUGAAUGUCCAGUGGACACACCUGCAUGGAAAGCUGCAGAGAAAGAUGUCCGUUCGGUUAUCAGGGAUGAUGCCUUCCUGGUGAUGGAUGCAUCCAGGGGGGUUUUGGUUGUGGCUGGCCGAGCUGAUGAUAUAAAACAAUUCAGGGCUCCUGUGGAGAACAUUGUUCUCACUGCCAUGAGUCAAAUUAAACGGCAGACAGAUGGUGUCUCUGAGGAAAUGGAUGUGUCCUCUGCAAUGUUUUACAUCCUACAGCAGGAAGGGUUGCAGAAAGCUGCACUGAACAUUUCCCCUGACAUGAACCUCUCCUAUGAUGGAGGAACCCAGAAGUUAACCAUUACAGGACUUCCUGCAGAGGUUUUCCAGACUAAGGCGUGGAUCUUGGAGAGGAACAUGUGUAUGUGUAAAAAACCAAUGAAUGUCCAUCAAUGUCUUUUAGACUUUCUCAAGACUGUGGAUCCCACAGAGAUGUCGCAGGACUUGUUCACAUCCCAAGGCAUCAGUGCCAUCUACAGCAUUGAGGACAAAGGGGUUAUGCUGUUAGGGAGUUCAGAGAAUGCCCUUGCUGAUGCAGAGAGUAAGAUGAAGACGGUUUUUGCCCUGCAGACUCUGGAUGUGGAAGACCAGAAUGUUCUGAAACUUCACAACUGGGUGAGCCUGAAUCAACAGCUGUUGGACACCUUCAACUCAUUAAAGAAGAAAACAGUAGCCAUUCAGAUCCAUCCAGAGAGAAGAGACAAAAUAACGGUGGCCGGCUUCCAGAAUCCAGUGAAAGAGGUCAGCUGCACUCUGAAGGAAUUCAUUGUGAACUAUUCACAAGUUCAAGAAAUCUUUCGGGUAGAGUCCUGCGCUGUUGUUCAGUUCAUUGACAAGAAAAAAUCUCAAGAUUGGUGCAGUAUUGCCAAAACUAAUGAUGUGACAGUCCGUUUUGAUGAAGAGAGGCCAAAAAUCAUCAUCGCUGGGGCUCGUCUUCACGUCCAGAAAGCCAAAUUGGGCUUUCAGGAACUGACUAGUAGCCUCAUAACUGACAACUUAAUCUUAGAAAAGCCUGGAGCCAAGAAGUACUUCCAGUCUCAAGGGAGCCUGUUUCUGUCUACAAUAAUGUCAGACUUCAACUGUGUGGUGGUGCUUCGCCCAGAAUAUCAAGAGGAAGAGGAGGAAGAGAACUAUGAAGAAGGAAAUGGCCUUUGUUAUUGCAAAGUUCAGACCAGCAGUGGAGUUCUGGUUUCAGUAAGCAAGGCAGACAUCUGUAUGUUCAGAGUUGAUGCGGUGGUCAAUGCAGCUAAUGAAGACUUACAGCACAUUGGCGGUCUGGCUUUGGCGUUGCUUAACGCUGCAGGACCUCAGCUGCAGAAAAUCAGCAACGACUACAUUUCCACAAAUGGAAAACUACGUGCAGGUGAUGCCAUCGUUACAGGUGCGUGCAACCUGCCUUGCAAGUACGUCGUACAUGCAGUCGGUCCCCGGUUCUCUGACAAGAAGACGUCAGUGUCGCGUCUGAAGCUUGCAGUUAAAGAAAGUCUGUCUAAAGCAGAGAAGGUCCACUGCUCCACCAUUGCGCUACCUGCAAUCAGCUCAGGUGUGUUUGGUUUUCCGGUUGACCUCUGUGCUGACACCAUAGCUCAGGCAGUGCGAGAGUACUGCGACAGUCCAGGAAGUCUGACAUCGUUGACUGAGAUUCACCUGGUGGACAAUAAUGAUAACACAGUGAGAGUCCUGGCUGCAGCAGUCAACAGAGAGUUCGGUGACCUUGGACCUACGAUGACCGUUCCACAGUGGGCAGAAGGAAAAGGCACCGGAGCUACAGGAUAUCAGCUGGGUCGAGGUAGAGGUCAGAGUCAGUCGUUGGAAGGAAGACGAGGAGGAAGAGGAGGAGAAAGAGGACGAGGAAGAGGACGAGAAAGAGAGGCUGGGGGAACAGGAGCUGAAUCUCGGGGAGGUUGGCAAAGUAACAGUGGAGGUCAGGGCUCCAGGGGACACACCGGGUCUGGAGGGCAAGCAGGACCCGGGAGGAUGGAGCAGACCACAGCUGAAGGCCUGAAGAUUGCUCUCUGCAAGGGAAACAUUCAGGACCAGAAAACUUUCGUCAUAGUCAACACCAUAUCCGAGGACAUGGACCUGAACCAGGGAGCGGUUUCCAAAGCGAUCCUGGAGGCGGCCGGAUCCGGUCUGCAGUCAGCUGUUUGGUCUGAAGCCAGGGUGGCAACGCUGCAGCGUACUGACGUCGUUAUCACAGACGGCUUCAACCUCAGGUGUAGGAAGGUCUUUCACGCUGUUUGCCCUUUUUGGGAUAACGGAAGAGGCCAGGCAGAGGAGGAGUUAAUCACCACCGUCAGAUAUUGUCUGGAUGCGGCUGAGAAGCGUCAGAUGACGUCACUGUCCUUCCCGGCCAUCGGUACAGGAAACCUGGGCUUCCCCAGAGACUUGGUGUCCAGAGUCCUGCUGAGGGAGAUCCACUCAUUCAGCCAAAAUAAAAAUCCUCGCCAUCUGAGAGAGGUGGUCAUCGUCGUUCACCCGAGUGACAGCCAGACUGUGGAUUGUUUCACCAGGGCGUUCAGAGGUCAGACUGACCAGAGAAACAUGAGGGAAGCACAGGAAUUUAACGAGGCACCAGUGGCAUCUGUCAGCCAAUCACAACAGCCCUCAGCCUCCUUCAGUCAGGUAUCGUCGCCCUCCCUCGGUGUGCAUCGGAUGCAGAUGGGUCAGCUCACCCUCGAGGUGUCGACUGGAGACAUCACCAAGGAGGCCAGUGAUGUCAUCAUCAACUCCUCCAGUCCGGACUUUACCCUCAAAGCAGGAGUGUCCAAGGCGAUCUUAGACAGCGCUGGAUUAAAAGUAGAGAUGGAGUGCGCACAGAUCGUGAAUUCUCCGGGUUACCAGCCUCAGCCGAUGAUCCUGACGUCGGCCGGCCAGCUGCCCAGCAAAAACAUCAUCCACAUUGUUGGCCAAAGGGAUCCUGCAGAGAUCAAGGACAUGGUUUAUUCAGUGCUGAAGGUCUGCGAGGAAAACAAGUUCAAGUCUGUCUCCUUCCCAGCCCUGGGAACAGGUCAGGGAGGAGCCAACCCAUCUGCAGUGGCGGACGCCAUGGUGGGAGCGGUGGUGGAGUUUGUGAGAAAGAAACAGCCAAAGUUUGUUCGCAGCGUGAAGUUCCUGAUCUUCCAGACGUUCAUGGUGACGGAGUUUCACAAGAGCAUGAUGAAGAGAGAGGGAGAGGGGGUGGAGGAGAAGGGCGUCUUCACCAAGAUCAGAGACUCUUUGACUACAUUCUUUACUUCUACUGUAUUUGGCGGGGGGCGGUCCAGAAUUGAUGACUUGGUUCUGGAGAGGGAGGAGUUUGAGCCCACAGUGUUUCAGCUGUGUGCUGACAACGAAAAGGCUGUGAGUCUGGCUAAGAAAAGGAUUCAGGAGGUGAUUGUGGCCGAGCAGGCGGAGCGCACCAUCACAGAUCAGUACAUCAGUCAGCUGUCGCAGGCUGACAUGGACCAGCUGAAGGCCCUGCAGAGGGAACUGACGGUCAGCAUCCGUCUGGACAAAGGGCAGGAGGACCAGGAGCCCAAAAUCCACCUGGAGGGUCUGACCAGAGACGUCUUCACCGCCGAGGCUACGGUCAGGGACAUCAUCCGGAAGGUGGAGAGGACGGAGACCUUGAGGAAUAAGGCCUUGCUGGUGAGCGGGCUUGUAGAGUGGCAGUUUCAGCACCACAACAAGGCGACGGUGCCCUUCGACAUUUACACCAACCUCAACCUGGAGGAGGCUCUGGAGAAAAAACAAAGUGUGAAGAUCAAGAUCGACAACGAAAAUUACAACGCUGACGCAGUGCUCAGGAAAGCAGUUUCAGAGAAAGGCAAUAAAAUGGUGGAGCUGCUUAGAAAAGACCUGAAAGGUACAGACGCCGCUCUGCCGCCACAUUGGGAUGACAUGAAAGGCGACCUCCUCAAGCUGUUUCCUCUGACUACAGGAUCCCAGGAAUACAACGAUGUGGAGACAGAAGUUAAAAAGACCGGCCUUGCUGCAAACAUCAUCAGUAUUAAACGAGUUCAGAAUACGACACUGUGGCAGAGCUACCAGCUCCUGAAGAAACAUCUGGAGGUGAAAAACAAUCACACAAAUAACGAGAGGCGACUGUUCCACGGCACCGGAGCCAACUCCAUCAAUCUCAUCAACAAUCAAGGAUUCAACCGCAGCUACGCAGGAACACAAGUUGGUGCGGCGUACGGCAAUGGCUCUUACUUUGCAGUGGACCCGGGAUACUCGGCCAAUGGCUACGCCACGCCCGACGCCAAGGGGCACAAGCGCAUGUAUCUGGCCAGGGUCCUAGUCGGAGAUUUCACCCAGGGAAGACGUGGCAUGAUCACCCCGCCCGCCAAAAGCUCUAGAACUUCUGCAGAACUGUAUGACAGUGUUGUUGAUCAAACUCCCAACCCAACCAUGUUUGUCAUCUUCAAUGACAUCCAGGCAUACCCAGAAUACCUGAUCAAAUUUAGAUGAGCUGCUGGUAGUGCAACAGCUCUGGUAAAAACAAACCUCUUUCAUAUGUGCUCUAGUUUAACUUUACAAAACAAUAAUUAUAUAGAAGAUUGUAUAAUAUUGCUUAAUAUUUCUGAAACGGUGGAGUUGCCAAUUUCUUGAAUUAGUUUCAAUCAGUUCCAAUAAAUUAACAAAAAGCGCUUAAAGUGAGUGAAUAUAUUUAUUUUUUAUUGUUUAUUAAAACAUCGCAUCCAUUUUGAAUCGAGUUAGGUUUUCAGUCUGCUUCAUUGUAUCCGGGACAUUUCACUGCAACGUUAGCUGUCUGGUAGCUUUAGCCAUGCUAGCACCACGGCUGUGUGGAUGGUUUUCCUUUGGUGCCCCACUUUUGUCCAAACUUAAAUAUCUCAACAACUAGUACCUCAAAUUUAAUAGUUUGAGGUACUCUGUAGUAGAUUUUAUAAUAUCAAUAUCCAGCCUUAAACUACCCUGCUUAAUUUAAUAGUAGAGGAGCUUAGUUUAUGGACUGUUUUAUAUCUAUAGGUUUUUUAACUGCAUAAUUAAAAUGUAAAAUUUAAUAUGUAUAAUUAGUUUAAAGACAUCAUAUAAAUCACUAUACACAUACUCAGAAAAUGAUUAUGGCAGUUAUUUAAGUUCCAGCCAUCUAUCAUGUGAAUGUAUUUCAUUAUUUCAUAGCAAAGGUACCAAAGACAGUGACAGACACGACAAAUACAACAAAAGUCACAGGAUUAAAGUAUUCACCACUGGGGACGACAACGUCUGUUGUCUCCGUGUCCUCAUCCCGUGUUCUCUGCCUGCCUGUUCUCCCCUUUGUUCUGCACUAAAUUCUGAAUUAUACCAAUCAGCCAUAACAUUAUGACCACC
Micropterus salmoides (largemouth bass) is the source of this 6655-nucleotide messenger RNA. RefSeq names its product protein mono-ADP-ribosyltransferase PARP14-like. Gene Ontology annotation, molecular function: NAD+ poly-ADP-ribosyltransferase activity; transcription corepressor activity. Gene Ontology annotation, cellular component: cytoplasm; nucleus. The coding region runs from base 179 to 5794 and encodes 1871 amino acids. Gene Ontology annotation, biological process: negative regulation of gene expression. The record is from RefSeq and is a predicted model, not a curated record. The transcript is spliced from 23 exons. NCBI's taxonomy places the organism in Eukaryota, Metazoa, Chordata, Actinopteri, Centrarchiformes, Centrarchidae.